AUGAGACGAUCAAGAACUCCACGCUAUUAUAUUUUUCAAGACGAGAACACACAUCAAAAAUAUUUUCACAAUGCAGUAACAAACGAAGUUACAUGGAACCCACCUCAGGAUUCGAUUAUUAUCGAUCCAAACACAUUAAAGCAGAUUAAAUUCGAUUUCAAUUCAAUCCAAGUUCCUCAAGAAGUUUAUAUCCAGCCAACGCUACAGAAACCCGAGUCUAAAUCAGGAAUUGGAGGGUUCCGAAAAACAUCUCUUCCGAAUUUAAACCAAAAUACAAGAUUACAUCGCGUUUCAAGCAGAAAAUCUACUCUUGUUAAAUUAUCUGCAUCAGCUUCUAUUGAUAGUAACUUGUUACUCCAACCAGAAAUUCCGUUUUAUCUUCCAACUUCAAUUACUUCUGAUUCAAAGCCGAUGGAUAUCAGAAAAUUCGCAGUUGAGAAUUUCAAUACUCGUUAUCGUGGAAGCAUCUUCAAUAAGAAAGAAAUUCCUCCAGAUGAACUCUUAGUUUUCGAUAUGGAUUCCUCUGUCUGCCCAAUACUCAAAUCAACACCGAUCGCUCUUCAAAAGAACUGUGUUGAAAUCUUCGCCUUCAUUAUUGGCUACUGUAAACAGCUUCCGAAAGCGCAACCAAGUGUAUUUGUAGAAAUGGUUGGUAAAGAGAAGCAACUUAUCGACGAAACAUUCAUUUACUUGCUCAAAUUCAUACAUAACAACCCCAAUCCUGAAAAUGUUUUCAGAAUUUGGGAUUUAAUUUUAGUAAUUUGUACGUUUUACCCUCCAUCACCUCAAAUCCAGCCUCUUGUUAGACAUUACGUAGCAACAGAUGCAUUGGGAACCAAAUCUGGCAUCAACAACGUAGCUAAAAUGUCUUAUAUCAGAUUGGCCGCUCGUUGUGACUCUGGAGAGACAUUUCCGAUGCAGCCAAGUUCAUGGAUUAAUUUCAUACCUACACAUCCUUCACAGGAUUACUUCAUUUUCGGUGCUCCUUUACUUGAAUUAGUUUUUGCGCAAAGAAGAUCAGCGCCAAAGUGCACGAUACCUUUAUUCAUGCACAGAUUCAUCCACGAGCUCUGGAAUGCCGGCCUUGACAAGAUGGAAGGCAUGUUCAGACUUCCAGGAAACAAAGUACAAGUUGAUUUAAUGGUUGAAGAAAUAAACAACGGAAAAGAUAGUUGUUAUGUAGGUGCAGAACUCAAUGACCUCGCGAGCUUGUUCAAGAGAUGGCUCGCUGAUAUGCCAGAGCCUUUAGUUCCUAUGUCAUUGUACAAUGAAUUGGUCGAAUCCAUUAAAAACCAUACAAUUUUGGAUUUCGUCAGAAAAUUACCGAAAGUUAAUCAUGAUACACUUGGUUACUUGGUUGGUUUCUUACAAGAGUUCGUAAAAGCAUCUGAUGUCACUAAUAUGGGCAUAGUACAGUGUGCAAUGCUGUUUGGAGCAAAUGUUGUCAGAAUUGUGUCAAAUGAUCCAAUGGUAAUGAAGGCAUCCACUGAAGUUGGCAAGGAAUUUAUGUCUUAUCUCAUAACUAAUUGGAAUACUAGGUUUAUUUAUCCACUUCCAGUUGAAUUUAUUACAUAA
This is a messenger RNA of Trichomonas vaginalis G3, 1575 nucleotides long. Its product is annotated as GTPase activator, FI04035P family. Gene Ontology annotation, cellular component: cytoskeleton; cytoplasm. Gene Ontology annotation, molecular function: GTPase activator activity. The transcript has a single exon. The record is from RefSeq and is a predicted model, not a curated record. Gene Ontology annotation, biological process: signal transduction. Bases 1 to 1575 code for a protein of 524 amino acids. Lineage: Eukaryota; Parabasalia; Trichomonadida; Trichomonadidae.